Messenger RNA from Bubalus bubalis (water buffalo), 4577 nucleotides. It is a transcript of the gene SLC22A13, whose product is annotated as solute carrier family 22 member 13. Gene Ontology annotation, molecular function: transmembrane transporter activity. Gene Ontology annotation, cellular component: membrane. Gene Ontology annotation, biological process: transmembrane transport. The record is from RefSeq and is a predicted model, not a curated record. NCBI's taxonomy places the organism in Eukaryota, Metazoa, Chordata, Mammalia, Artiodactyla, Bovidae.
AUGGGGCUGGCGACAGUGGGGAGCCGGAUGCCUUCCAAGCCCGGGGUCUACCUACAGUUGGCUGAACUGCUCAGCUUUGGUCACUUCCACGUGCAGCUGCUGAUACUGCUGAGUGUGCCCAGCUUCCUGACUGCCUUUUACAUGUUCACCCAGGUCUUCAUGGUCCUGGACGAGGCCCACUAUUGUUCAGUGGCCUGUGUCAGGAACCAGACUCUGAACCUGAGCGCGGCUGAGCAGCUGGCCCUGAGCUUGCCCCUGGAUGCUGCAGACAGUCCCGAGCCCUGCCUCAUGUCCAGUUGCCCCCCUGGUGCCAGCCUGGAGUACAUCCUCAGCCACAGCUUCAGUGAGACACAGCUUUUCGAGGCCGGCUGGUACUACCCCUGAGCUCACAUCUGCCUGUGUCUACCUCAUUUUAACAUGGUCUAUGGUCGGAAGCAUCUGAAGGAAACCUCCCAGUUGGUGUAUGUGGCUGGGCUCCUCAUUGGGGCGCUCAUCUUCAGGCCCCUCUGCAACUGGAUUGGCCACAAGGCCACUCUCCUGGUGCAGCUGCUCCUCUUCGCCAUCCUUGGCAUGAGCAUAGCCUUCGUGCCCAGCUGUGAGCUCUACAUGGUCCUGUGCUUUUCUGUGGCCACAGCUGUCGCUGGAUAUAGCUUCAGCAUUGUCACCCUAUUUACAGAGUGGGUGGGGCCCUUGUGGAGGAUCCAGGCUGUGGUCCUGGCACAGCGCACCUUCUCCCUGGGGCAGAUGGCUCUUGCAGGACUUGCCUAUGGCGUCCAGAACUGGAGACUCUUCCAGAUUGCUGGCACUGCACCUGUCUUUCUGCUCUUCUGCUUCUGGGCCCUGCCAGAAUCUGCACGGUGGCUCCUUACCCGGAGGAGGGGAGAGGAGGCCAAACAACUGAUCCAGAAAGUGGCCUUGGUCAACAGGCACAAACUCCCCUCCGAGCUCCUGAGCCAGGUACUUGCAGCCCUGGGUCAGCCCUGCCUGAUGGGACCACACAGACCGGCCUGCCUGGCCCCUCACUCUGCACAUCCCUCCCAACUGGCCCCAGAGAAGACCAGCCCCGCAGGGAAUGCCCUAGAUCUGUUCCAACACCCCCAGCUCUGGAAAGAGACCCUGAUUCUCUUCUACAUCUGGUUUGUGGACAGCCUGGUGUUCUAUGGUCUGGGCCUCAAGGUGGGGCACUUUGGCCUGAAUAUCUACCUGACACAGUACUUUGGAGCAGUCGAGGUGCCUGCCUGUCCCUGCAGCAUCUUUAUGAUGGAAUGGGUGGGCCGCAGGUAGAGUCAGUUGGGGACCCUGGAUCUGGGUGGCCUCACGUGUAUCACCAUCAUCUUCGUCCCAGCAGAUACCAGGGCCUCUGCCACUGUGCUGGCCCUGGUGGGGAAGUUUGCCUUGGCGGCUGGAUUUACCAUCUUCUACGUGGACUCUGCUGAGCUCUUCCCCACUGUCAUCAGGCAGACGGGCAUAGGGCUGGUGGGCAUCUUUUAAAGUAUCAGGGGCAUCCUCAUGCCACUCAUGAUCCUGCUGGGCGAGUAUCAUGCAUCCCUCUUUGUGCUCAUCUAUGGCAGCCUCCCCAUUGGAGCCGGCUUACUCUGUGCCCUGCUGACAGAGACAUGUGGCCAGACCCUGAAGGACACCGUCGAUGACCUGGAGCAAGAAUCCUGACCACACUCUCUGAAGGCAGUGCUCUCAGAAAAGGAUUUGGAGGCCUCGGGAAGUAUUUCCAGCCCAGGGGUAGCCUUUAGAGCAGCACUUAGCUCUGUAACUGUGUCUCCAAAGCUAGACUGGCAGCAGCAGAGAGCUGCCUAAACACUCCCCUGUAAAUAGCUGGACCUGUGAGCACCACCAGCCUUGCUAAUGGAGGUAAUACCCUGUAAGCUGGCCCCAGAGCCAGCCACCCACUGCCUGGCCCAAUCUCAGAAGCAUCCUAGGUGGGCCUCCCCAAAACCCCACCCCCAGUACCCUGUUCUGAAUUAGAAUCUUGGGUGUGUCUUGGGUUUAACUUGUUCUCUGACACUCUUUGGGGAUGUGGCUCCUCAGAUCCCCUCCAUCUGGGAUUCCCCCGUCCUGAAAACAUAAUCAAGCCCAGAACAGGACAGCCGAGUAUGGCCUCUCCCAACCUUUGAAGUCAUGGACCCAUCCAGGCAGGUGGACAAGGGGGAGUUUGCAGUUCCUCCAGUGGCUGGACCAGACCUGAAUGGAUAAGGUGGGACCCACAAGACAUUUGAUCUAGCUGAGAGGAGACUGAUUUAGUCAGAAUCAAAGCUUCAGGGUUGCCUUCUCUUCAGAGAUUCUCCUUCACCUGCCCUUCACUCAGGACCAGUGGCGGGGAGAGGCAGGACAUGUCCCUCUCUAGGCCCCUCUUUCCUUUCAUUCUCUGCUGCUCUGGCUCUUGCAGGGCCCGUGCAGGGUAAGGGAAGGGGGCAGAAGUCUUCUUACUUGGUGGCCACUCGUGUUGGUUCUUUUGGGACUUGCAGUGAGUAAUCAUCAGUCAGUGGCCCUGGGAGGCUCCUAAAAUUAGGCUUUCUUCACGAAUAUUCAGGGAUUCUCAGUGAUCACCCCAGGACCUCUGUGUUGCUCCUUAGUAUGAACAAGAUGCUGGCAAAUGACUCCUUGGAACCCUAUUUCAUCUCCUGCCCCUCCCUGUGGACCCUCACAUUGUAUCUCUUGGGCUGGCCUCCCUUACAAGACAGUCCAACUAACACAAUCAUAGCAGCACAUUAGCCCAACUGUCCGCCUUCUUUCUGCUUGCACCCCAAGAGCUGGUCACAGCUAGAGAGCAUCAUACUGGCAGCUCUCCUCUCUGAAUCCACGGGCAGCAGUACUUCCUGAGUCUUUAGCAGCACCUUGUAUUCCUACCAGCUUUUCAAGUCAGCUUGUUUUCCAAUUCUCACUGGUAGCUAUUUCUCAGGUCCACUCUGCUUGUCUCCCUUCCUCUUACCCUCUACCAGAUAGCUUCUCAUCCUCCUCUCAGAGAAAGAAAAAGCCAUCCUAUGGCCACUCCUCAAAUUUCCCACCAAGAAAACUUUAACCUACACUCCCUCCUCCCCUGGGCGGGGAUCUGGGAGCAGCUGAAUGGAGCAUCUGUCCCUCCCUUGACUUUCCUCUCCAUUCUUUCUCCUUAGGCCCGGGAAUUGGGGGUGAGCAAGUGGUGCCUGGAAGGAUGGCAGGAUUUCCCACAAUGGAGGUGGAGCCAUUAUGGGGGAGGCAGGUGCUCUGGGUGUUGGGCACAGUCUGCAUGAAGGCAUGGGGCUGGCUCAUGUGGAGAUUUUCCCAGUCUGCCUUGCCCCUUCUGUCCCUAGGGCCUACGGCCAGUUGUGCCCCAGUGGUAGAAUGCUGAUCCCCCUCAUCCUACCCAACCCCAGGACCUCCCCACCCCAUUGUGACACUGGGCUCCCUGGACACCAUGGAACCCAAGGGUUCUGCUUCCAAGGGUCCGGCUGGGCCUGGAUUGUGGUCAGGUGGGCCCUGGCUUUAGCUUGUGGUCCUGUCUCUAGGGAGGAAGGGCUGGGAGGGUGUGGAGGGUUUCGAUUAUGAUGAUACCCAGCAAUUGUGGGGCUGCAUUCUCAGUAUAGGUGUUGACAGGAGCCUGCCGGACCCUGUUCAACUGUGGGAAGUCUGUGGAAGAAGGCUGCCCUCCCAGGAAGCGUGAGUUCUAAGAUGUGGCAUCUGGCCAUUUCCUGCCCUCAGAAAGGGGGCUGCUUCUGGCCGUACCUCCCUGUCCCAGGCCUCAGUUUCCUCUUUUUAUAUUGGGAACCAGUUGCUGGGGUCUGUCCACCUGGUUGGGGACCUUUGGGAACAAGUGCUUGAGGUUCUUGCAGACUGUCAGGCCCCUGUUGGACAUUCAGGUGAUGCUCGGGGAACACUGAAGGGCACUCUGCCAGAGAAGCUGGCUCCAGGCCCCAAACCAAAUCUUUGUGAGCAAAACAAAAGUUCUCUCCAUCCCUCCCUCCUUCACUGCCCUCUUUCCCUCCCUCCCUAGGAAGUCUCCUCUAUCACGUGACACUCUCUCCAACCUUACACACGUACACACUCUGCUAUCUUCCUGUUGCUGUUGUAACAGAUUACCACAAACUUACUGGCUUUCAACAACACAGAUAUAUUAUAGUCUUGCAGGUCAGAAGGCCAACAUAGACCUCACUUGGCUAAAAUUAGGUGUCACAGGGCUGUAUUCCUUUCUGGAGGCUCUAGUGGGGAAUGUAGUUCCUUGCCUUUUCCAGCCUCUUGAGACUGCCAACAAUUCCUUGGCUAAUGGUCCCUUGUAUCUACAAAUCCAGCAAUGGCUGGUCAAAUCUGGAGAGAUGUAACUGAAGUGUAUUCAUUUUCACUGCUGUAUUGUUUGCCAUUCGAGAAAUAUACCACAGUUUAUCCCAUUCCUCUCUUGAUGGGGUUUUUGGGCUCUUUUCCCCACCUCCCAUAUUUGGAAUGUAUUGUCAUGAAUGUUUUUAUACUCUUCUUGGAUCAUGUGUACAAAUGUUUACCCAGAGUAUACAAGUGGGAAUAGAAUUGCUGGGUCAUAAGGUGUGAGAUUGGGGCUUCCCUAGUGGCUCUGCAGUAAAGAAUCUGCCUGCCAA